Messenger RNA from Rhodofomes roseus, 1878 nucleotides. Its product is annotated as acyltransferase ChoActase/COT/CPT. The coding region runs from base 1 to 1878 and encodes 625 amino acids. Gene Ontology annotation, cellular component: mitochondrion; peroxisome. Gene Ontology annotation, molecular function: carnitine O-acetyltransferase activity. The transcript is spliced from 8 exons. NCBI's taxonomy places the organism in Eukaryota, Fungi, Basidiomycota, Agaricomycetes, Polyporales, Fomitopsidaceae. Gene Ontology annotation, biological process: carnitine metabolic process. The record is from RefSeq and is a predicted model, not a curated record.
AUGUCCAAGCCUCGCAACAUCUCGUCCUCCGCCCCAAGGCGGAACGCAGUGCCUCCCGGUUACAAGGAGGACCCCAGCGCAGGUCCCAUGCUGCGCUUCGAGGCUACUCUCCCUCGGCUCCCCGUCCCACCACUUGCCUCUACUACCGCCAAAUACCUCGAGUCCGUCCAGCCACAUCUCACGCCAGAGCAGUUCUCCAGGACGCAGGCGGCCGUGAAGGCGUUCGCGGACUCGGCGCAGAGCAAGGAGCUGCAGGCGCGCCUCGAGGCGAGGGCGGGCGAGCCGGGCAGGCGGAGCUGGCUGGCGGAGUGGUGGAGCGAGGCCGCGUACAUGGGCUACCGCGACCCGGUCGUGGUGUAUGUGAGCUACUACUACGUGCAUGUGGACGACAAGCAGAGGCCAGGCCAGGCGAGGAGGGCGGCGCAUCUUCUGAAGGCGAUGCUUCCAUUCCGCUACAUGGUCGAGAGCAAACAGCUGGAGCCGGAGAAAAUAAGGGGGACGCCGCUGGCGAUGGAGUCUUACAAGUACCUCUUCCAUUCAAGUCGGUAUCCCGUCAAGCCGUCCGACACGGCACACAAGUUCGACCCGACGACCCACAAUCAUGUCGUCUUCGUGCGGAAGAACAAGUUCUUCAAGGUGCCGCUCGCGGACAAGAGCGGCCGCGAGCUCACGGCAGCAGAGCUUGAGGCUCAGAUUGAGAAGGUCAUCGCCUUGGCUGGCAGCGAGAAGGCAGUACCUGUGGGUGCUCUCACCAGCGAGAACAGGGACACCUGGGCCGACGCGCGUGUGGCGCUUCUUGCAGCGUCACCAUCGAAUGCGGCUGCACUGGAGGAGAUCGAGUCCGCGAUGGUCGUUGUCUGCUUGGAUGACAUCGCGCCGGUAACUCGCGAGGAAGCCAGCUGGUCCUGCUGGGUUGGUGAUGGCAGAAAUCGGUUCUACGACAAGCACCAACUGAUUGUCUUCGAGAACGGGAAGUCUGGCUUCCUCGGCGAGCACUCAUGUAUGGAUGGCACGCCAACUCUUCGCACGAACGAGUUCAUGCUCGCUUCGCUUGCUGCCGGCAAGAUUGACCUUGGACCUGCACGCACGGCGGAGACGGCCAAGGACCUCGAGGCUCCCACGGAGCUCACGUUUGUUCUCGAUGGCAACACGAACCAGUAUAUCAAGGAGGCCGAGAAGAACUUCGACGACCUCGUGGGCAAGCACGACAUGCAUGUGCUGCACUACGAAGGUUACGGCAAGGAAUACAUCAAGAAGUUCAAGGCGUCGCCAGACGCGUGGGCUCAGCUUGUCAAGCAGCUCGCCUUCCAUAAGAUGUACAACCGGCCUGGCGUGUGCUACGAGAGCGCUCAGACGCGCAAGUACCAGCAGGGCCGCACGGAGGUAAUCCGGGCCGCGAGCAACGAGAGCAAGGCGUGGGCGGAAGCCAUGCUGAAUCCCUCGGAAUCGGACGAGAAGCGUGCGGCUCUUUUCCGCAAGGCGGUGGCACGCCACUUGCAGUAUGCAGCGUGGGCGGCGGAUGGCCAGGGCGUGGACCGGCAUCUGUUCGGAUUGAAGAUGAUGCUGAAGGAGGGUGAGGCGACACCGCCGAUCUACACCGACGAGGCAUUUUCCAAGACGAACCACUGGGAGUUGUCAACGUCGAACCUCUCUUCGCCUUUCCUGGACGGCUGGGGCUAUGGUGAAGUCGUGCCCGAUGGAUACGGUUUGUCGUACUCUAUCGGUGACGAGUAUAUCCGCUGGACGAUAACGAGUCUGAAGAGGAGGACGGCUGACCUGAAGCACUACCUUGCUGAGGCGGCAACGGAAACUAGGCAGAUGAUGGAGCGGGCCGCGGCGGCGGAAGCAACCAAGGGCGAUGGUAAGGCGAAGUUGUGA